Messenger RNA from Eimeria maxima, 3411 nucleotides. RefSeq lists its product as hypothetical. Gene Ontology annotation, cellular component: endosome. The transcript has 15 exons. The record is from RefSeq and is a predicted model, not a curated record. Gene Ontology annotation, biological process: protein transport to vacuole involved in ubiquitin-dependent protein catabolic process via the multivesicular body sorting pathway. Lineage: Eukaryota; Apicomplexa; Conoidasida; Eucoccidiorida; Eimeriidae. The coding region runs from base 1 to 3411 and encodes 1136 amino acids.
AUGCCACAGCAGCGGCAGCAGGGCUCAGGGACGGCCGACACCGGUGUAAGGGGCCCGGGAGCAACGGGACAACUGAAACGGCCUGCAGGAGGGCAAGCAUCAGCAGCGGCUCUUCAGGAGCUGCAGAAAGGACCUUCCCAGUGUCCGUUGGCGUCAGAAACUUUAGGUGCAGUUGCAGCUGGUGCACUUACGGCUGCUGCAGCUGCUGCAGCUGCUGCAGCUGCUACUGCUUCAACUGCUGUUCGCUCGUUGGGCGGAGAUGCGAUGAGGCGCCUUCCUUCGUGCGUGCCUCUUCCAGGGCAGCUCAUUGGGCCCCUUGAGGCUUACUGUGGCGAGCAGUUUGGCUGGCUGCAGUGCUCUGAGAUUGCUCACACAUUCGCAGAGCUGCAGCGCCUGAGAGACUCCGUCGUUGCUGUCCUCACUCCAAGGAGUGCAUCCGAAGAGGCAGUAACUCGUCUGACAGAAUACGGUGGUCUCCUGCGUGCUGUCUCCUCCCGUUUAUCUGGCAGUCCUUGUGGACCACCCGCCAACUCCGUUUUGCGGCUGCAGCUGCCUUGGUUGUGCUCUUUCUUCUACCCCAGCAGCACUAGUAGUACUAGUAGUAAUAAUGGUAGUAGUAGCUUGUGGGGCGGAAGAGGGGCCAGUCAGGCAGGGGUGCGCAGUGUUUGUACACUGGAAGAGGAGAUUUGCUGUUGCAUCUGUGCUCUGGGGGCAUUGCAACACAACAAGGCGGUGCUGCUGCAGCGGUCGGAGGGCGGCCAGUACAAGGAGGCUGUGCGCUGCUUUUCUCAGGCCGCCUCCCUCUUCAGACUCGCGGAGGCCCUGUCCCCUCCUGGCCAACCGCUCCACUCAGACGCAAAAGCGUCUGCUGCAUUCUCCCUCGCACACGCGCAGUCAGUUUGUUAUGAAGUUGCCUCGAGAGAAAGCAUGAGCCUUUCUUUUCGCUCCAAGCUGGCGGCUCACGCCUCUACUCUGUUUGCCGCUGCCGCUGAGGGGCUGCAGGAAGUGCAGCAAAAACUCCCCGCGGAGUCCUCUCUCAUUCCAAGUUUGUCCCAGGAGCUGUGUUUCUUAGCCAUUGCGCAUCUACAGCUCGCGUUGGAGCAGAAGCACUUUGCGGAGACCGAAGGAGAAGGUUUUGGUCUUCUUGUUGCCCGCACUAUGCUGGCAGAGGAGUUUGUGUCCAAGGCAGAAGCGGCAGCAGGAGCAGCUGCUGCAAGGACCCCAGAGGCUCCACGGCUGCAGACGUCAAAGCUUCGCGCUGCCGUUGAUGCGCUCCUUACGACGGCGAAGAGAGACAACCAGCUGGUGUACAUGGAACCGGUACCCCCAGUUUCUUCACUUCCCGCCCUGGAAGAGAGCUCGGGUCUGCGAGGGACAGUCCAGGUUUCUCUACAGGUGCUGCCUCCAAACCGCCGCGUAGAGCAGCAGCUCAGCGCGUUGCUGCCAGCUGGUGUCCGUGCAUUGGCAGACGAAUAUGAGGCGUUGUUUCAGUCUACGACAGCCCAAGUGAACACGGAGACCAAUUGUCUGCUUUCUCAAGUCGCUGCAUUUCUACAAAAGGAGCAGCUGCCGAGUGCGCUGCGGAGCAGAUUGGCUGACCGGCAACAGCAGCCUCAGGGAUACGGCGCAUGCAAGGAGAGACAGGAGCAGAUCCAUCCAGCAUCUAGCAACGGAACCGCUAGUUUUGAUUUUCACUUUGAAUUCUCUACUGCGUGCAGUCAUGAGCUACUGUCUGUUCAGUCGCUGGGAGGGGCGCAACGGCUGCGGCAGCAGCAGAAAAUGUUGGAGCAUCUGUCGGCAGAUGCUGCAGGACAGCUGAAUACAGUGCAGCACCAACUUCAGAGCCAGCUAGAACUGCUGCUGCAACAGCGCGAGCAGCAACAGCAGCAACAUCCAGACGCCAGUGGAGAGUGCACAUCGCAGCAGCGGCAACAGCAAAAGCUGCUGGCACUUGAGGGCAACACCCAGGAGUUGAUCGAGUGUGCACGCAUGUACACAUCGAAGUUAUUGCAAGCGCAGCAGGCGAACGAAUUGAUAGGUACAAAAACACUUAGGGCUCUCGGUCCGCUGCAGCUGCCCUGUAGUGUGUACACAUCUACGGGAGGAGCAAACACAGCUGCGGCUGCUACAUCGGAAGCCCUAUCUGUUGCAACGCCCACACUGGAGCAGCUGCUGUGCCUGCCAAAGGAAGGCGCUGAGGGGCUCCUCCAGAAGCUGUUGCUGCAACUGCAGCUCAGAGAGGAGGACAGCAAGCAGCAGCACCUUCUGCAGCGGCACCUCGAUGCAGCACAUUCAGCCCUAGUUGAACUGGAGGCUCAGAUUUACAUUUUGCAGGAGGAGCAACACAAGCUUUGCCAGUCUGAGGAUUUGCUCCCAGAACAUAUUCUGCAGCAACUUCGGCAAGCAGCAGCGGCGACUUGCAACCCAACAGCAAGUGUAUGUACUGCAGCAGCUUCCGCCAGCCUUCGGGACUCAGCGAAAAGAACCAGAGAUACGAUGAAGGGAGUUGCGCGUCAGUUGGAGACGGCGCAGCAGCGUUGGCGUGAGUUGCUUGCUGCGGAGUCGGCGAAGGAGCAGUUGGAGCAACAGCAGCACCAGCAGCGCGCUGCAGAGCUGCAGCAAGUGGUACAGCACCAAGCUUCCUCCCUCCGUAAGUCCUUUGACGAGCAACAGCAGGGCCUCGCCUUCUACUCGCGCCUGCAGGGCUUUCUGCAGCAGCUGCAGCAGCAUCAGCAGCAAGUUCUCACGGAUAUCCAUGAGUGCAUCCGCUCUCUCCACCAGCAGCAGCAAGAAGAGCAACAGGUGCUGCACAAGAUGGAGCCUCAGCACCAACACAGCUAUCAGCUCAGCCCUUGUCACGUCCCCUCGUGGCCUACUGUGCGCUCUCUAAACACCAGGAGCGGUCACAGCAGCGCCGGCAGCACCAGCAACAGCUACGCCAGCAACCCACCAACAGGUGCGCACUGGCGGCGGUGCAGCAGCGGACCACUCGUGCUUCCUGGAAGCAAGCCGAGGCGACUGAGCUGCAGUACUCACAGCAGGCAAAAGCAGCACCAGCACGCUGCUGCCUCUCCAUUAGGGCGUCAGCCGUCCUUUCCGAGUCCCGACAGCAACAACAGCCGCAGUGGCAGCAGAGCCCGUGUAACGGCAGGAGUAGAGAACAACAGCAGCUUAAGCGGCACUACAGGCGCGUCGUUUGCUCUGGCGCAUUCACCACUCAGGCCCCGUAGCAGCAGAAACAGCACGCCGCCGACGGGCAGUAGCCCAGUGGCAGGAGCAGCAGCAGACCCGUGCAGCGGCCGCCCAGUUGACCCCCCUCUGGACAUAGGGACGGUCUUCGGGGCAACCGAAAGUCCAGGGGGUUGUACACCCAGUGCGGCAGCAGUAGAGCCAGAAGCACGCAGCAACUGA